This is a messenger RNA of Colletotrichum acutatum, 1455 nucleotides long. RefSeq names its product aminotransferase class-III. Bases 1 to 1455 code for a protein of 484 amino acids. NCBI's taxonomy places the organism in Eukaryota, Fungi, Ascomycota, Sordariomycetes, Glomerellales, Glomerellaceae. Gene Ontology annotation, molecular function: pyridoxal phosphate binding; transaminase activity. The transcript is spliced from 6 exons. The record is from RefSeq and is a predicted model, not a curated record. Gene Ontology annotation, cellular component: cytosol.
AUGGCCGCUGCGUCGCAAAAGAUCGUCAAGACAGCCGCCAAGCUUGGUUCAGAAUUAGUAUCAACACUCAAACCCACCGUGCACGGAGUUCCAUCUGCCAGCGCAGUCCUCCACCGCUCACUGAAAAGCGCGCCACCACAUGUGGUAUCAGCAAAGGGCAAACAUCUCACAUUUUCUGAUGGCCGAACCAUCCUGGAUUCAACAUGCGGCGCAGCAGUAGCGUGCAUAGGAUCGAACAAUGAACGAGUCAAGAAAGCCAUGGUUGAGCAAAUUGACAAGUUUGCCUAUUGCAACUCUAUGUUCUUUGGCCACGAGAUUGGGGAGAAGCUUGCUGAUGAACUCAUUGACGGCACGGGCGGUGCCAUGUCGAAAGCGUACAUAAUGUGCUCAGGCUCCGAGGCUAUGGAAUCCGCAAUGAAGAUGGCACGACAGUAUUUCAUGGAGUUGACUCCUCAACAGCCAAAACGGAUCAAUUUCAUUGCCAGAGAAGGAUCAUACCAUGGUACAACUCUCGGCUCGCUGUCAAUGAGUGGGCAUGUCGCGCGGCGGAGUCUUUUCCUCGAUAUGCUGCUUCCGAACAUAUCCAGAGUGUCGGCUUGCAACCCGUACCGUGGUAUGAGCGAGGGUCAGACCGAGCAGGAAUACGUCACUCAACUGGCCGAUGAGCUGGACCAGAAAUUUCAAGAGCUUGGCCCCAAUUCUGUAUGCGCAUUUGUCGCAGAGCCUGUUGUUGGUGCGACUCUGGGUUGCAUUCCAGCUCUGCCUGGAUAUUUCAAGGCCAUGAGAAAAGUUUGUGACAAGUAUGGCGCCCUGCUUAUUUUAGAUGAAGUCAUGUCCGGCAUGGGCCGCUGCGGCUCCUUGCAUGCGUGGCAACAAGAGGGAGCUAUCCCCGAUAUCCAGACACUGGCUAAAGGCCUCGGCGGCGGCUAUGCGCCGAUGGCUGGUAUGCUCAUCAACCACCUCGUGGCUGAUGCUCUCAAGAACGGAAGCGGCUCAUUCUCACAUGGACAUACUUAUCAAGGCCAUCCUGUCGGAUGCGCUGCCGCUCUUGAGGUCCAGCGGAUCAUCAGGGAAGAGGAUCUCGUUGCAAACGUUCGAAAACAAGGCGCUCUGCUUGAGGAGCGGUUGCGGCACUACCUAGAUGAUCACCCUCAUGUUGGUAACAUCCGAGGCAAGGGCCUCUUUUGGGGAAUCGAAUUCGUCAUGGACAAAAACACAAAAGAACCUUUCCCAAGAUCUGAGGAUAUCGCGAACAAAACUCACCUUGUCGGAUUCAACGACUUUGGUAUCAGCUUGUAUCCAGGUAUGGGAACAAAAGAUGGUAUCCUGGGCGAUCAUGUCCUUCUCGCGCCUGCAUACACCAGCACAAGCGAGGAGAUUGAGGAAAUCGCGUCGAGAACUCGAGACACUGUCUUGCGGGUCUUCGAGAGCAUUGGCCUUGCCAACCGCAUUUGA